AUGUCUUCCAAAGCUUCGGCGAAAAAUGUCCUGUUUCGAGAUCCUAAGUCAUUUGUGGCAGGAGAGGUACACAAGCACCUCAGUCGAUGGAGAGAAAUUCUUGAACCUAACCCUAAGAGCAAAGAAAUCCUUUCAUACAUUGAAAACAGAGUGAGGGUGCAUGAGUUCAUAGUCCCAUUUAGAGGGGAUUACCAGGGAAAGUUCUACAACUCCGCGUUUCCCCCGAGAUAUUCUUGUGUUAAUAACAAAUCGUGUCGCGGAUUUGAGAGUUUUAUCACCAGCACUGUCUCGGAAAGAAUCCGUAAUGGCUCGAUUUCCGUCUGGGGGAAAGUAGGUGCAUGCGAACCGCCACACUUAGUGAUGCCGUUGACGGUGGAACCAUCCAAGCCCCGCUUAUGCCAUGACGAACGAUACUUAAAUCUAUGGACAAAAGACCUCCCUUUCAGGUUAGAUUAUAUUUCUGACCUCCCGAGAUACGUUGGCAAAGGUCACUUCCAGUCAACAAUGGACGACAAAAGUGGUUAUGACCACAUCGAACUUUCUGAGGAAAGUAGAACACUUUUUGGCUUUGAAUGGGAAGGAUGGUUUUUUGUGUAUAACACCAUCCCCUUCGGUUGGAAGGCGAGCGCCUAUUUAUAUCAUUCCAUUGGGAUGGCCGCAACGAGUCACAUUCGAGCUCUGGGGGUCCCCUGCAGCCAGUAUAUCGACGACCGCCAUAUCGGCCAGCUGUCUACUCGGACUGGUAGUACAUUGGAAUUUUCUGAUCUAGAGCUCGCCGAAGCUGCUAUAUUUAUUGCCGCAACAACACUUGUGUCCUUGGGUUACUUCAUUGGUCUGGCCAAAAGUUCUCUUUCACCCUCACGCACUGUGAAGUUCCUGGGAUUUUUGGUUGAUUCCGAGAGACAGGCUUUCAUCAUUCCGGAAGAUAAGAAAAUCAAGUUUGCUAAUUUACGYGAGGCCAUCCUUUCAAACCGGGCAGUUUCCGUCAAAACUCUCCAACGUUUAGCAGGAAAGAUAUCAUCGUUCUGUAUAGCUGUACCUGCAGCCCUUUUGUACGCCCGGGAAAUAUUCCGCGCCAUUCCAG
Exaiptasia diaphana is the source of this 1084-nucleotide messenger RNA. RefSeq lists its product as uncharacterized. Lineage: Eukaryota; Metazoa; Cnidaria; Anthozoa; Actiniaria; Aiptasiidae. The transcript has a single exon. The record is from RefSeq and is a predicted model, not a curated record. The annotation marks the transcript as partial.